Messenger RNA from Enterobius vermicularis (human pinworm), 1236 nucleotides. NCBI's taxonomy places the organism in Eukaryota, Metazoa, Nematoda, Chromadorea, Rhabditida, Oxyuridae. The record is from the annotation of a GenBank genome assembly.
AUGUUGCGGUUGUUAUUCCUCAGUUUUUUAGUAACAAUACCAACAUUAUCGUUAGAUAAUGGACUGGCGAGAACUCCACCAAUGGGAUGGAUGUCUUGGGCAAAAUUUUUCUGCGAAGUCGAUUGCCAUCGACAUCCAUUUUCGUGCAUCAGUGAACAGUUAUAUGCCAGUAUGGCUGAUCGACUGGUGGCUGAUGGAUAUGCUGAAGUAGGCUAUAGAACCAUCCACAUUGAUGACUGUUGGACGGAACAUCAAAGAGAUGCAUAUGGAAGACUCGUAGCAGAUAGAAGGCGAUUUCCAAGUGGAAUUCCUGCGCUAGCUGAAUAUAUGCAUAGACGAGGCUUGAAACUCGGUAUAUACGCAGAUUAUGGCACAAAAACUUGUGCAGGGUAUCCAGGAAGUUUAAAUUUUUUGAAAAUUGAUGCGGACACGUUUGCAAGCUGGAAGGUCGAUUAUUUGAAACUGGAUGGUUGCAAUGUAAAUGUGGGAUUGAUGCAGUACGGUUAUCCGGAAAUGGGACAAUAUUUGAAUCAAACUGGUAGACCAAUUGUUUAUUCUUGUAGCUGGCCAGCAUAUCUAAUCAACCGUCCUAACUUGGUUAAUUAUAACGUAAUAGGUCAACAUUGUAACCUUUGGAGGAACUUUGAUGAUAUUAGCCGCUCUUGGGCUUCAAUUAAAUCAAUAAUUGAUUAUUAUGAUCAUAAUCAAAAUAAGCACAUUCCGACUCACGGACCAGGAAGAUGGCAUGACCCUGAUAUGAUAAUAGUCGGAAAUAUGGAACUCACUGUUGACCAGUCGAUGGCUCAAAUGACAAUUUGGUCAAUUUGGUCAGCUCCCUUGAUUAUGUCUAACGAUCUGCGGUUAAUCGCGCCUGUCUUCAAGAAUAUAUUGCAAAAUAGACGUGUGAUUGCUAUUGAUCAAGAUCCAUUAGGUAUAAUGGGACAGCUUGUGGCCAACACUAGUGAUAUUGGCCUUUAUGUGAAACCAGUGACGCCUGUUAUUCGAAGAUCAAAUCAUUAUUCUUAUGCCGUCGCACUUUUGAAUAGGAAUCUGGUCUCUCAGAUGGAUGUUAGUUUUAAAUUAGAAAAAAUUGGUUUGACAAACCCAGGUGGCUAUUUUGUUGAAGAUCUCUGGUCGGGAAAGCAGAUAGGAUUGAUGUUGCCAUCCAGCACUUUUAACGCACGUGUUAAUCCAACCGGAGUUGUUUUCAUCAAAGCAACCGUAGCUGCUCACUGA